AUGGUCGCCGAGCUCAAGAAGUUGGCCUCUUCGGCUGCCGGCAAGCACGCCGCCUACAAGAAAUACACUGUGCAACCGACCGGCAUCUGGAAGCGCAUCGGUGACUUCUUCGCUGUCGACCCCAAGCGCUCCUCGGGUAUCCCUCUCAACCCUCAGUACCGUCUGCCCUCGCCUGGUACCGUGGAUCCCAAGCUCUACGACGACCCUACUACCGUCCCCGCUGCCGACCUUGCCGAGAACCCUUACUGGAAGCGCGACGUCCGCAGACAAUACCCCAAGCUCAGCGUUGUCAAACAGCCCGACGUUGUCGGCCUCUUGACUGUCGGAAGUGCACAAAACCCCAAGGAGAACGUGCUGCAAAUCGGUGAUGCUGGCGCCAAGCAGUUGGUCUCGUUGAAGGAGGAGGGUGAGAAGGGUCUCUCGGCCUUCUUCCAAAAGGACAACAAGGCUGGUCUCAGUGUGCUGGGCCCCAACGGACUGCCUCCAUUCCCUACCUCAAGAUACCCUUCAUCCACCCCAAAGCGCUACGAGAUGCUUAAGGAGCAGUCUUACAGCACAAAGUACGCGUCCCAAAUGCCUUUCGUCAAGCACGCCAAGUUUACUAACUUGCUCCAGCUACCCUUGCAGAACGUUCGAGUAGAUGCAUCGAACAUGUACAUUUUCCUUUCUUUAGACAUUCCAAAUUCGACAUGUAUUGAAAUACUGCCUCUUCUAAAUCUCCGGUUGACUCUAAAGGCGAUCUAG
This is a messenger RNA of Aureobasidium musti, 744 nucleotides long. The record is from the annotation of a GenBank genome assembly. Lineage: Eukaryota; Fungi; Ascomycota; Dothideomycetes; Dothideales; Saccotheciaceae.